Molecule: messenger RNA, 3803 nt
Organism: Rosa chinensis
Lineage: Eukaryota; Viridiplantae; Streptophyta; Magnoliopsida; Rosales; Rosaceae
Product: increased DNA methylation 1-like
Exons: 2
Coding region: 329-1081 (250 amino acids)
Biological process (GO): negative regulation of DNA-templated transcription
Molecular function (GO): acyltransferase activity, transferring groups other than amino-acyl groups; transcription corepressor activity
Source: RefSeq, a predicted model, not a curated record
AGCUGUCAUGAUUUCGUGGGCAGCAAGCAGCAAAAGGCCACGUGUCAAUAAGUGAGAAAGUAUCCGUUGGAACCUGUUAUAUAAACCUGUACCUGCAUUUGCUCUGUCUUCACUUUCUCUCCUCUACCUGCAAAUCAUUUAUUUGUUUCUCUUGAAUUUCUUUGUUUCUUCACUCUCUCUCUCUCUUUCUCUCUGUUCAACAAAUUUCUCUUCUCUGAUCAAACUUUCCGCUGAAUUAAGCCCUAAGAUCGAGACCCACAUCGAUCAAAAACCCUAAUCGAGAUCGACCCUAAGAUCGAUCAAAAACCCUAAUCGAGAUCGAUCAAUCAUGAAGCGGAAGCGGGCCUUUACUAUGGCAUCGUCAUGGUCGUCUACCGUGAAACCCUCGCGCGUUCCUGAAGAAGAAUCAGUCCGGUGUUGGGAGAGCAAAACGGCGUCGUCAAACAGAACCCGACCCCAAAUCCAAUCCAGAUCAAGAAGAGGAUCGAAAACAAGAAACAUCAAUGAUGUCUUAAAAGAUGAAAGAUCCAAGAUUUCUGGGAUCAACCGGAUUUUGGGGACACCCAUUCCCGUGAGGAAUAACCUGACAUGGAGGCUUUUGAAAUCUCACAUGCGAAUUGAAUCUUUUUACUGCACCAAGCUCCACUCCGCUCUCAAUGCCAUCCACGAGUGUUUCGAGCCUUCCAAAGACCCCUACACCAACAGAGACAUUGCUGAGGACAUUGUCUUCGACUUGGAAUCCGAUUCCGAGUUGAAUUUGAGAGGGUUUUACACUGUGGUUUUGGAGAGGAGAGAUGAUGAUGAUGGUCAUCAGGAGAUGAUCGGUGCCGCCACGGUGAGGAUCAAUAAGGGAGUUGCUGAAGUGCCACUCGUGGCGACUAGGCCUCAGUUUAGGAGACUUGGGAUGUGCAGGAUUUUGAUGAAUGAGCUCGAAAAUCGGCUCAUGGAAUUCGGCAUUGAGAGCGCCUCGUUUUGGUCACCUUCUGGGUUCCUCUUUGGCUGUUUGAGUCAAAACUCCAACUCCUCUUUUCUCAGUAGAUAUGAGAUUUUCUUGUGUUUUUUGUUUUAUUUUUAUUCUUGAAAUUUUAGUAUUCAAUAAUGUCUCUGAAAUUCCCCUGUUUACUUUUCUAACUUUUUAUGAUUUUCUGUUUUGCAGAUAGUAUAACCUGAUAUCUGCUUUGGCCGAAUGUGUUCAUGAAUCUUUGUAGAAUUAACAUUCACAAUGGUAGGGAUGUUGCAUAUAUGUUCCAUUGAACCCAUUUUUUGAACAAGAAUGUGUGCAAAUCCUUUUUCUCUUCCUUAGACACUCGAAUUUGAGAUAUUUUGUGACAUGCCAACGUUCAUGCUUAAUGCUGCAUUACUUUUACAUUACUUUCACAAUAGAAACCUUUGUUUUCGCAAGUUGAUAAGCUGUAGUUCAUUUCGGCUAAAUUGAUGUCUAUUAUAGUCAAUCCCUUUGUUAGUUAGAAGCAGGUGACUUGUUAAAGGUUCAAUUGGUUGCAGAUAGUGUAACCUGAUAUCUGUUUUGGCGGAAUGUGUUCAUGAGUCUUUGUACAAUUUACAUUCACAAUGGUAAGGAUGUUGCAAAUAUGUUUUACUGAACCCAGAUCUUGAAUAAGAAUGUUUGCAAAUCAUUUUUAUGUUCGUUAGACACUUGGAUUUGAGAUAUUUUGUGAGAUGUCAACAUGCUGCAUUACUUUUACAUCACUUUCUGAUAUAGACCAUUGACACAGGACUACCUUAGGUUCUGUUAUUGAAAACUAGCUAGUUGGUAAGAGUUUGCUUUACAUCUUAUUAUUCAAAACAGCACUUACUACAAAACAAUAGGAACCUCUGUUUUCACAAGUUGAUAAGCUGUGGUUCGUUUCGGCUAAAUACAUCAAUCCCUUUGGUUCUUUGAGUCAAAGUCCAACUCCACUUUUCUCAUUAGAUGAGAGUUUUUUUUUUCUUUUUUUUCCCUUGAAAGUUUAGUACUCAAUAAUUGCUUUGAAAUUCCUGUUACUUUUCUAACUUUUCAUGAUUUUGUGUUUUGCAGAUAGUGUAACAUGAUAUCUCUUUUGGCAGAAUGUGAUCAUGAAGUCUUUGUAGAAUUGACACUCACAAUGGUAGGCAUGUUGCGUAUAUGUUCCAUUGAACCCAUAUUUUGAACAAGAAUGUGAGCAAGUCCUUUUUAUGUUCAUUGGACACUCGGAUUUGAGAUAUUUUGUGACAUGCCACCGUUCAUGCUUAAUGCUGCAUUACUUUCACAUCAUUUCUGAUAGACUAUUGACACAGUACUACCUUAGGUUCACUUACCAAAAGCUAGUCGGUAAGAGUCUGCUUUACAUCUUAGUACUUAAAACAGCACUUACUAGAAAACAAUAGAAACCUUUGUUUUCACAAAUUGAUAAGCUGUAGUUCGUUUCGGUUAAAUAGAUCAAUCCCUUUGGUUCUUUGAGUCAAAAGUCCAACUCUUUUAUUAGUAGAUAUGAGAUUUUCUAGUGAAUUUUAGUGUUUUUUUUUCUUGAAAGUUCAGUGCUCAAUAAUUCCUCUGAAUUUGCCCUGUUUAGUGUUUGGACUCCUUAGUGUUUUAGAUUUCCUCUUUAUAUAGUAAAUCCAAAACAAGAAAACAAAAGGUCCAUUUGGUGGAUUUUACUAAUGAUGUUACGUGAUGCUACUGACAUGGUGAUUGCAAUCAUGUAUUUACUUUACCUGUUUAAGGGCAUGUUCAUUUGAGUAAGUGCAUGCCCUUAUUUCAGCGUGCACCCAGUCAAAGAAACACCAAUAAUGUUGCUACUGUCAUCAUAGGAGUAUUAAGUCUGUCCAUUGUAGAUUUUGAGCCCUUGUUGUCAUUUGUGUUGUCAGAAUGUGCAAAAGUGAAUUGGUAGGCGUUUUGUAAGUGACCUCUGAAAGUUAAGAAAUUAUUGAGUAAAUAGUGAUACAUGAGUUCUUGAAAAUCAUAUGUUCAAAUAAUGUUACCCGGGCUCCUAUCUUGAGCAUAUUCAGUGCACCAAUUCAGAUAUUGAGGUAUAUAUUCUUUGUUAAUCUGCAGGAAUUGACUCCUAAUAACUUGAAGAAAGUCAGCAUCAUAGGUAUGUCCUGAAUUUAGAAUACUGUAAACUUCAGAUCUUUUGGUUCCUAAGCAUUCUGUCCUUUAUUUUCAUCGAGUUUGCCACCCGCAUUUUAUGAGUGAAGCUAUCAUGUCCAAAUUUGUUGUGUAGCUUGUGAAGAGAAGGGAUGUAAUAAUGCAGGAUCAUGGGAAGCAACUGCCGUUGGUUAGCUUGCCUAAUUCUAGUGUUUUCUAUUCUGAUUGUCUUAUCUUAAUGUUGUGUAUUAGACUCUUAGAUCACUGGCUUAAAUUUAUUAUGUUAUUUGCUGAAUAAUUGCUAGAGUUCCUCAGUCUCAGCUUACGUUUUCUUACUGUUCUUAAACCUCUCUUGUUUUCAAUCUUGACAGGAUAUAUGAAAUCCUUGUAAGCAUAAGAGCCGCCUUCAAGCCUUCUAGAUGUCUUGUCAAGUUAUAUCUCUGCUGUUGUGGAAAGGGCUUUACUGUUGAGGAUUAACUUGUUUACUGUUGAGCAUUAACUACUUGUAGUUAUAUAAGCUCUAUGCGCCUUUGUGUUCCCCAAAUUCUUUAACAUUACGGGCAUUCUUUGGAUGCUACAGAUGGCUUGAUUCCUUGAUGAAUUUCAAUACUGUAAAUGUUUUGUUCUAGUUGAAGAGUGCAAUGUAAAUUUAAUGGUGAGCAUGGGAUUGAAAUGCGUUUCCCUCACACAUGUAUGUAGAAGGUGGAAAUGAAUUGAUGGAAAAUUAUUUAGCAGACUA